AACAAAAGGAUGGCGGACGACUGGCUUGUUUAGUUUUUAAUUGUGUUACACAACAUUGUACUUGACACAAUGCGAGCUGCACGGAAAAUACGUAAACCAUGCAGAAUAUUAUUAAAGCCUGAAGUGAACGUCUUAACAAAAUAAGGCAAAAAAUUCCAAGCAAUUGAGGAUAUUGGCUGUCAGACUCGGAGAAUGCUACUGUAUGGGAGGCGACCAUGGCCACAGCAAGAUGUCCAUGCCGGACUGGCGGCAGUGGAAGACAGAGGGAACGCCACUGGAGUUUACGCAGCAGAGGUUGGCAGCCCGGGGCCUUAAGGACCCGUGGGCACGCAAUGAGGCAUGGAGGUACUCGGGGGGUUUUGCGCGUGCCGUGACUCUGUCGGACGUGCUGCUGAGAGGAUUCAAGUGGGGCUUUGCCGCCUUUACCGUUGCGCUGGCUGUGGAGUACGCCCUGUUCCCACCCAAGAAGGGCGGCCACCACUAAUGAACACCGUAACACUUCAUCCCUCCGUUCCUUCUACGCUGAUUCUGUAUGUCAUUAAAUCCUUUUGAUCACCA
Messenger RNA from Dunckerocampus dactyliophorus (ringed pipefish), 558 nucleotides. RefSeq names its product NADH:ubiquinone oxidoreductase subunit B3 (gene ndufb3). The record is from RefSeq and is a predicted model, not a curated record. The coding region runs from base 203 to 484 and encodes 93 amino acids. The transcript is spliced from 3 exons. NCBI's taxonomy places the organism in Eukaryota, Metazoa, Chordata, Actinopteri, Syngnathiformes, Syngnathidae. Gene Ontology annotation, cellular component: mitochondrion. Gene Ontology annotation, biological process: electron transport chain; mitochondrial respiratory chain complex I assembly.